GGUGGCGGUCUGAGAGCGGGGGACGUAUGGUGAUAAGGCGGUGAUAAGGAGGGAGGAGGCCGGUGUUCUCAGGUGAGUCAAUAAUAAAAAAAAAAAGCACUCUGCUGAAUGUGGUCCGGCUCAAGGUGAUUCGACCGCCUCAUCAGUCACAGGGACAGGACCACCGUCGACCUCGCCGGACAGCAGCAACAUUAAAACCAGAACUUUUCAAUCUGCUCAGAAAAUCCUUGGAUAAAACCCAACCGAAGAGAAUAUCAACAGGUCAUAGAGACAUUGUGUUAUCUACAGCUCCAGAAUGCCACACCGCAACUGCUCCAUAGAGAUCAAUAACGGCUCCAGCUCCUACACACUGGCCAACCCCCGGGUGUUCACCGAGAGCGGUAACUGUGAAGUUCCUCUGCCACCGAUGGUCGGGCCCUAUUCCUCUGUCAGCGCCUUCUUCAACAAAACAACAGCAUCAGCGACUGGCACCGUGGGCGUCUUCACCUAUGAUCUGUUCAACCCCGACCUCAACGACUACAGCCACGUCAUGGCUGUCAUGUUCUCUGUGCCCUACGACCGCAACCUCUACUCCAACUGGUUUGCCGUGGGGAUUUUUGACAGAGGGGACGAAUGUGACUACAACCUUUACGACAUUAUGUACAACGGCUCAGAAAACAACUUUGUCCGAGCCAAAGCCGACGGCUCCAGCAUCGGGUAUGAAGGAGACUACGUGGUUGUCCGGGCCUCCAUGUCAGACUCCGGAGAAGCCGUGCUACGAGUAGACGUCAAUGACACUGCCAUGUAUUGAGUCCGAAGAAAAAGAUAGAAAGAUAGUAAAAUAUCUCUUUGUGUGAAAUUCAACCAAUAAAUGACA
Messenger RNA from Lampris incognitus (smalleye Pacific opah), 856 nucleotides. RefSeq lists its product as uncharacterized. The record is from RefSeq and is a predicted model, not a curated record. Gene Ontology annotation, cellular component: pore complex. Gene Ontology annotation, biological process: cytolysis in another organism; pore complex assembly; monoatomic cation transport. Gene Ontology annotation, molecular function: channel activity. The transcript has 3 exons. Lineage: Eukaryota; Metazoa; Chordata; Actinopteri; Lampriformes; Lampridae. The coding region runs from base 296 to 790 and encodes 164 amino acids.